Molecule: messenger RNA, 2670 nt
Organism: Pipistrellus nathusii (Nathusius's pipistrelle)
Lineage: Eukaryota; Metazoa; Chordata; Mammalia; Chiroptera; Vespertilionidae
Source: the annotation of a GenBank genome assembly
AUGGAUAGAGCGGCGCGGCGCGCGGCGGCGAUGGGGGAGAAGAAGGAGGGCGGCGGCGCGGGGGACGCGGCGGCCGCCGAGGGGGGCGCCGGAGCCGCGGCCAGCCGGGCGCUGCAGCAGUGCGGGCAGCUCCAGAAGCUCAUCGACAUCUCCAUCGGCAGCCUGCGCGGGCUGCGCACCAAGUGCGCCGUGUCCAACGACCUCACCCAGCAGGAGAUCCGGACCCUGGAGGCAAAGCUUGUCCGGUAUAUUUGCAAGCAACGGCAGUGCAAGCUGAGCGUGGCUCCUGGUGAGAGGACCUCAGAGCUCGACAGCUACCCCCGCUUCAGUGACUGGCUGUACACCUUCAAUGUGAGGCCAGAGGUGGCGCAGGAGAUCCUCCGAGAGCUCACGCUGGACGUGCUGCUGGACAUGAACGAGGCCAAGGUGAAGGAGACGCUGCGGCGCUGUGGGGCUAGCGCGGAGGAGUGCGGCCGCCUGCAGUACGCCCUCACCUGCCUGCGGAAGGUGACAGGCCUGGGAAGGGAGCACAAAGAGGACUUGGGCUGGAGCGCAUUGGAUGCCCGGCGGGAAAGCAGCUCAGGGCCUUCCACGGACACCCUCUCACCGGCCAGCCUGCCCUGGCCCCCGGGCAGCGGCCAGCUGGGCAGGAUGGGCAGCAAUGCCCAGGGCCCCCGCUCCGUCUCCGUGUCAGCUCUGCCCACCUCGGACUUCCCAACGCCUGGGCCCAGUGAGGGCCUCACGGACACCUAUAUCCCCCUGCACGCCAGUGGCCGGCUGACGCCCCGCGCCCUGCACAGCUUCAUCACCCCCCCAACCACGCCCCAGCUGCGGCGGCACACCAAGCUGAAGCCGCCACGGACGCCACCCCCGCCCAGCCGCAAGGUCUUCCAGCUGCUGCCCAGCUUCCCCACGCUCACCCGGAGCAAGUCCCAUGAGUCUCAGCUGGGGAACCGCAUCGACGAGGUCUCCCCCAUGAGGUUUGAUCUCCCCCACGGCUCCCCGCAGAUGGUACAGAGGGACAUCGGGAUCUCGGUGACACACAGGUUCUCCACCAAGUCCUGGCUGUCACAGGUCUGCCACGUGUGCCAGAAGAGCAUGAUGUUUGGAGUGAAGUGCAAGCACUGCAGGUUAAAGUGUCACAACAAGUGCACAAAGGAGGCCCCCGCCUGCCGGAUCUCCUUCCUUCCAAUAGCUAGGAUUCGGAGGACGGAAUCUGUCCCUUCAAUUAUCAACAACCCGGUGGUCAGGGCGGCCGAGCCCCAUUUCGGAACCCUCCCCAAGGCACUGACCAAGAAGGAGCACCCUCCAGCCAUAAACCACCUGGACUCCAGCAGUAACCCGUCCUCCACCACGUCCUCCACGCCCUCCUCGCCGGCUCCUUUCCCAACAUCCUCCAACCCAUCCAGUGCCACCACGCCCCCCAACCCCUCGCCCGGCCAGCGGGACAGCAGGUUCAACUUCCCAGAGAUCUCGGCGGUUACACCGGCGGCGGCGGCCCCGUUCCCCGAGGUGGCGGACGGCACCCGGCCCGACGACCAGCCGAAGGCAGACGUGUCGGAGGAUCAUGAAGUGGAGGCCGAGGAGCCGGAGGCCGGCAAGUCGGAGGCCGAGGACGACGAGGACGAGGUGGACGACCUGCCCAGCGCCCGCCGCACCUGGCGCGGCCCCAUCUCCCGCAAGGCCAGCCAGACCAGCGUGUACCUGCAGGAGUGGGACAUCCCCUUCGAGCAGGUGGAGCUGGGCGAGCCCAUCGGGCAGGGCCGCUGGGGCCGCGUGCACCGCGGCCGCUGGCACGGCGAGGUGGCCAUCCGCCUGCUGGAGAUGGACGGCCACAACCAGGACCACCUGAAGCUGUUCAAGAAGGAGGUGAUGAACUACCGGCAGACGCGGCACGAGAACGUGGUGCUCUUCAUGGGGGCCUGCAUGAACCCGCCCCACCUGGCCAUCAUCACCAGCUUCUGCAAGGGGCGGACGUUACACUCGUUUGUGAGGGACCCCAAGACGUCGCUGGACAUCAACAAGACGCGGCAGAUCGCUCAGGAGAUCAUCAAGGGCAUGGGGUAUCUGCAUGCCAAGGGCAUUGUGCACAAGGAUCUCAAAUCCAAGAACGUCUUCUAUGACAACGGCAAAGUGGUCAUCACCGACUUCGGGCUGUUCGGGAUGUCGGGCGUGGUCCGAGAGGGGCGGCGUGAGAACCAGCUGAAGCUGUCACACGACUGGCUGUGCUACUUGGCUCCUGAGAUCGUGCGCGAGAUGACCCCCGGGAAGGAGGAGGAUCAGCUGCCCUUCUCCAAAGCUGCUGACGUCUACGCAUUCGGGACUGUUUGGUAUGAGCUGCAGGCAAGAGACUGGCCCUUUAAGAACCAAGCUGCAGAGGCCUUGAUCUGGCAGAUCGGAAGUGGAGAGGGAAUGAAGCGCGUCCUGGCCUCAGUCAGCCUGGGGAAGGAAGUCACGGAGAUCCUGUCCGCCUGCUGGGCUUUCGACCUGCAGGAGAGGCCGAGCUUCACGCUGCUGAUGGACAUGCUGGAGAAGCUGCCCAAGCUGAACCGGCGGCUCUCCCACCCCGGGCACUUCUGGAAGUCUGCUGACAUUAACAGCAGCAAAGUGGUCCCCCGGUUUGAGAGGUUUGGCUUGGGCGCCCUGGAGGCCAGUAACCCAAAGAUGUAG